Messenger RNA from Spirometra erinaceieuropaei, 828 nucleotides. The record is from the annotation of a GenBank genome assembly. Lineage: Eukaryota; Metazoa; Platyhelminthes; Cestoda; Diphyllobothriidea; Diphyllobothriidae.
AUGUUUGCGGAUGACAUGAAGAUAUGGAGUGUAAUUCGGGGUCCUGCUGAUGAAGACAGACUGCAGAUGAACCUGAAUCGGUUGGAGGAGUGGUCAAACCGUUGGCUCCUGCGGUUCAACGUUGCCAAAUGUAGCAUACUUCGCCUAGGCAACACAGCCAGAUCCGCCAGCACAAGAGGCUACUUUCUGGGCGGUGCAGCCCUACAAGAGGUCGAAGCCCAAAAGGACCUCGGUGUGCUUACGACGAGUUCCCUAAAACCAUCCGCCCUCUGUUCGAGGGUGGCAAAAAGCGCAAUGUCCGUACUGUACGCCAUCAAGCGUGCGUUUAUGGACUUUGACGAAGAAGCUUUCUCUAAGACAUUCGGAAAAUUCGUCCGGCCGCAUUUAGAGUACGGCAUACAAGCUUGGAGGCCGUGGGCUGUUGUGGAUCAAAACUGCCUCGAAAGAGUCCAGAGGAGAGCCACGAAGAUGGUCAGGGGUCAAAGCUCCUUUCCUUAUGCAACCCGCCUAGUAAAUCUGAACCUCUUUUCUUUGAAUUACAGGCAACUUCGCGGAGAUCUCUUGCAAGCCUUCCGCAUUGUAAAGGGGUUGGAUUGCAGUCUGGCCUUCGAGGACUUUUUUGAAUUUGCUACCACGACCAACCUCCGAGGUCACCCGUUAAAACUGCGCACUCAGCAGGCACGGCUGGAUGUGCGGAAGUUCUCCUUCUCGGUUCGGGUGGUCAAACCGUGGAAUGAGCUUCCCGGAGAUGUUGUGAUGUCACCAUCCAUACAAAGUUUUAAAAAGAAUCUUGACAUAUUUAUGUUCCGAAAUGACCAAGAGCGAUGA